Molecule: messenger RNA, 2526 nt
Organism: Ziziphus jujuba (common jujube)
Lineage: Eukaryota; Viridiplantae; Streptophyta; Magnoliopsida; Rosales; Rhamnaceae
Product: protein ACCELERATED CELL DEATH 6-like
Exons: 6
Coding region: 119-2302 (727 amino acids)
Cellular component (GO): plasma membrane
Molecular function (GO): protein phosphatase regulator activity; protein phosphatase 1 binding
Source: RefSeq, a predicted model, not a curated record
CUGUUUACUUCUGAGGAUGAUCAUUGCCUUUAUUGCCCAUAUCUCACUGAGAACCGCAAAGCUUUUGGAAAACAGAAAACUACCACACUAGAAAUCGUGGAGGAUUGAUAAAUUAUGAAUGUUUAAUCUUCAUUUUUUAAGCUUCUCUAGAGUGGCUGCACUCACGCUUGUAUGGUGGCUUGACAUCAAGGGAAGGAUCGAAACAAACAUUCUGUCUCCAAAAUCAACUUAUGGAGCUCAUUUUGUGUAUAAACUUAAGGAACCUAACUGGGCGUUUAAGGAAAUACUAGUUGAGUUUUGCGUAUAUUUUGAAGGAGAAAAGGAGGUCCAUAAACAUGGGGCUGGGCGUGAAAUGUUCUUAGACCCUUCAAAAGAUAAGCAGGAGCUAUGUGAAGUAAGAGAAGAUGGGCUGUUGGAGGUGGAAAUAGGUGAGUUCUUCAAUGAUGGUGGAGAGGAUCAUCAGAUGGUGGUUUGCAUUAUAAUGGAGACUGUUAUUAGAAGAAAAAUGGGUUCCUCAAGUUUGCAUAAGGUGAAGGAAGAUGGUAAAGUUGUUCAACCAAAGGAGAACCAGAACGCCGAGGACAAAACAGAGCAGCAAACAGAGAUCAUCACCAACAUGGGACAAGGACUCUACUGGGCUGCAGCAAGAGGCGAUUUCAGUAUGUUUCAAGAUAAAGAUCAACUUCAAAAUCUACUAACUCCAAAUAAGAACACAAUCCUUCAUAUCUAUAUCACAACCGCUGAAUAUCUCAAACCAACCACUUUUGUGGAAAGUGUACUUACUAAGUGUCCAGCGCUGCUGAUGCAGCCCAACAAGAAAAACGAGACUCCCCUGCACAUAGCAGCGAGAUAUGGACAUGAUUCAAUACUGAAGAUGCUCAUUCAACAUGCAAAAGGUCUUCAUCCUCAAAACCAGGAGAGAGGUUUAGAAGAAGCCAGGCGGAUGAUGAGGAUGCUUAAUGAAAAUCACGAUACAGCUUUCCAUGAGGCGGUUCGAUUUCAUCAUCUAAGUGUGGUGCAAAUAUUGAUAGAGGAAGACCCCAAUUUGGUAUAUUUGGCUAAUAGGGAACAGGAGACUCCACUCUACAUGGCAGCUGAGAGAGGAUACAGUGAUAUUGUGUUUAAGAUAUUAGACAAGUGCAAAUCACCAAAUACUGGUGGUCCUGAUGGCAGAAAUGCUCUGCAUGCUGCCACUAUACGAAAAGAUCAAGAAAUGAUAAAAAAGAUCCUAGCAAAAAUGGGAGAUCUGUUGAAAGAAACAGAUCGAGUGGGCUGGAAUCCGUUGCACCAUGCUGCAUAUAUGGGAUAUCUUCCUGCAGUGAAACUGUUUCUAGAAUUACCAAUUGGCAGUGCAGAAGCAGCGUACAUGAAAGACACAGAAGGAAACACUGCUCUUCAUCUUGCAGCUGCUUGGGACCAUGAGGAGGUAACAUCAGAAAUUAUACAAAAAUGUCCGGAAUGCUGUGAAUUAGUGAACAAAGCAGGCUCGAGUAUUUUACACGCUGCUGUGCAGAGCGAUGGUACUACUCAACGGGCAAUGGAUGCUAUACUGAAAAGGAAUGCGCUCAAAAACUUGUUGAAUGAAAAGGAUAAUAAAGGGAACACACCACUCCAUCACAUUGCCAUUUCACUUAAUAUUGACCUGGUUGAUCUCAUUGAUCACAGUGGAGUGGAUAGAAUGGCAUUCAACAAUCAAAACCAAAAUGCACUUGACCUUGCUUCCGCUACUAAAACUCAAGCAGCGAGGAAGAACCAAUUUAUACAACGCUUGCAAAAGAAAGGUCUGAGGUCGGGCACUCGACUACAACACCAUCCCUCAAAUGAUGAUAAAGAGGAAGAAAUUGAAGAGGAUGCUUCUACUUUAUCUGAGCUAGAUAAAGCCAAGGAUGCUAAUUUGAUAGUUGCUGCACUGAUUGCCACAGUAACUUUUACGGCAGGUUUUACUGUACCAGGAGGUUUUAUUAGUGACAAAGGGCCAUUACAGGGCACUCCAAUACUCGGAGAUAGCUCAGCAUUCAAGACAUUUAUCAUAAUGGAUACCUUAGCCAUGGUCCUCUCUAGUUCUGCCGUCUCUGUUCACCUCUUUUUGAGAUUCAGAGAAGAUAAGUCGAGGUUGCUAUGGUAUUUUAUUCUUGCCUUUGCUCUAACCGCCAUGGGCAUGGCAGCGAUGGUGCUUGCAUUUGUUACAGGCACUUAUGCAAUAUUAGGCUAUUCCCGGGCACUUUCAAUUGUUGCUUGUGUCGUUGGAUUGUCUUUCUUUAUUUUAUUCUACAAAUUAUUAACAAAUUUUUUCUCCUCAUAAAUUGGAUAUAUGGACCUUCAUAGGCAAUUCUACAACAUCAAUUUAAGGUCCUAACAAUUGAAGCAGGUUACUUUAUUGUGUCAUUUGAUUAUAUUUGAUUGUAGUGGUCGUUUCCUUAAUUAUAUGUACGUCUAAGGGAAGAAAAAAAAAAAUAUAUAUAUAUAUAUAUAUAUAUAUUUUUUUUUUAAUGCUCCCCUUGGGUCUAAAUGAAUUAUGAUUAUUAA